Molecule: messenger RNA, 1617 nt
Organism: Tachysurus fulvidraco (yellow catfish)
Lineage: Eukaryota; Metazoa; Chordata; Actinopteri; Siluriformes; Bagridae
Gene: drc9
Product: IQ motif containing G
Exons: 9
Coding region: 70-1194 (374 amino acids)
Biological process (GO): sperm axoneme assembly; cilium organization
Cellular component (GO): cytoplasm; sperm flagellum
Molecular function (GO): protein binding
Source: RefSeq, a predicted model, not a curated record
CGAAGCAGAAUCAGAAUCUGUUGUAUAUCCAGGAGCCGCGUGUGUGUACAGAGACAGCGUUGUGUUGUGAUGAUGAGUGUGAUGAUGAUGAUGAGGGUGUGUGCGGUGCUGCAGGACUGCGCUGAUCAGCUCACCGUGUUGGGAAACAUCAUAUCCGGGACUCACAGGGACACAAGAGCCGCCACUACAGUCAUCUCAGAGCACAUCAGCAUGGUCCUGCAGCACAACAGAGCUGCUGAGCUUCACCUGAAGGAGGCUCGUGAAGGUCAGGUUGAGGGCAGCGGUGAGUCUCAGGCUGUACAUGAGGCUGUACACGAGCUCCACAGGACACAGAGGGAACUGGAGCACAUGCUGAUGGACAGUCCGAUCUCAUCUGAUUACAUCACCAAGGUGCAGAGUGACCGGAGGUUUGUGGCUCGGCUGAUCUGCGAACUGCUGACAGAACUGAAGGAAGAAGGAACCUUCUCCAGCCUGAUCCACACCGUGGACGAACAGAAGAGGACCAAAGCUCAGCUGCAGGAUAUAAUCCAAAGUGAAGCAGAGGAUCGUCUCAGGAUCAAAACCCUGCAGAAACAGCUACUGGACAUCAACAAAGAAACAAAGCUCCAGAUUCAGGAGAGCGACAAAAUGGUGGCUCACCUUGAAGAUCUGCUGCAGGAGCAGAAAGUGAAGAAAAACCUGCGGGAGAAGUACAGGAGCAACAGCACGCAGCUACUCGUCUAUCAGGGAGAGAAACUGAACAGCCACAUCGAGGGGCAGCUCACAGCUCAGAUAGAGAUGCUGAAGACGAAGAUAACAGACGAGGAAAAGGCCAACAAAGAGCUGGAGGUUUUCCUUAAAAACACUCAGGCGAGUCUAGAGAAACAGCUGGAUUACUGGAUGGAGCGCUACGAUAAAGACACGGAGGACAAACAGCGAGAGCUGAACGCCGUAAAGUCCAACAAGUCAAGCAACCUGGCACAGUUACAGGACCUGGCCAAGAAGUACCGAGACUGCGAGCAGGUGAUUAUCGAGGACAGACAGGAGAAGGAGGAGCUGCGCAAACAGCUGGAGACAGAACAGCUGCAGAAGAAAGCGGCUAUAAAGAUCCAGUCGUGGUGGAGAGGAAUGUUGGUCAGAAAAUGUCUCGGCCCCUUUAAAAAGCCCAAGAAACCCAAACAGAAAAAGGACAGCAAAAAAGGGAAGAAGAAGUGAAGCGAUAAAAGGGGAAAAUAAAUCAGACACGUAGCAGAAAUGGGAACUUUUAUUACUUCAUUUUAUAAUAAAUCCAAAUGUUCAGAAAAUACUUUUAAUAUUAACUAAUUUCAUGACAUUACAGUAAAUGAUUUAAUGGGACACACAAAAAAAAAAAAAAAAAAAAAAAAAAAAAAAAAAAAAAAAAAAAAAGAUAGAGACUGAGAAUGUCCAUGCUGUUAGAUCGAAGUAUGUAGUGCAUCCGUGUGUGUGUGUGUGUGUGUGUGUGUGGUCAGCGUACAUACUUGUAAACGUAUGGAAUGCAUUAAUUUACUGUACAGACACGCAGGUGAAAACCCUGCAGAAGGGACGACAUCAUUUCUGCUGGGGGGAAAAAAAACCCUGGGUCAAAAUAUAACAAAUAAAAAAAUUAUACAAAAAGCA